Messenger RNA from Metopolophium dirhodum (rose-grain aphid), 1391 nucleotides. Its product is annotated as trimethylguanosine synthase-like. Gene Ontology annotation, cellular component: nucleus. Gene Ontology annotation, molecular function: RNA cap trimethylguanosine synthase activity. The record is from RefSeq and is a predicted model, not a curated record. Gene Ontology annotation, biological process: 7-methylguanosine cap hypermethylation; 7-methylguanosine RNA capping. The coding region runs from base 274 to 1266 and encodes 330 amino acids. NCBI's taxonomy places the organism in Eukaryota, Metazoa, Arthropoda, Insecta, Hemiptera, Aphididae. The transcript has 8 exons.
AGACCCAAGCGGUCCGACGACAAGACUCGUUUUUUGAAAAAGCCGAAUUUUACUUCGCGUACCGGAAAACUGGUCGAUGUGUUGUACGGGCGCCGUCACUGCAACCCCAGAGACGACAUAACUCUGCUGUGCACUUACUUCGAAGCAAAUAAAAGGCACGAAAGACUUCCAAAGGGGUCGAAAUCAUUUGUAAAAAAUGAAACCUCUAAUGUUAACUUCUAUUCAGAUAAACGCAAACGUCGUACUACUAAUAUUGAAAACGAACCAAGCUACAUGUUACAACAGUACGAUAAACCCUCGGCAAAAAUUAAUGCUGUUCUUAAAGAUCUAGGUUUUGUGUGUAAUAGUGAUAAAAUGUAUACAUUUUAUCCAUCACAGAUAUACUAUUAUAAAGACUCUCAAAAGCAUAUUACCAGAUAUGGUCAGAAAAGUUAUAUUGCACCAAAACCAAAAAAUUCAAUAGGUAGUUCUGAUGGAUAUAAUCAAAACGGAAGACAUCAAAAACCAAUUCGCUCUAAAACAUACCUGGAAAAUAAUCAUUACAACAAAAACUACAAAAUUGAAAAUCAUCAUCAAAAUUCAAAAAUUAAAAAGACUUACUCAAAUCAAUUGAAUUGCCAAAAAAACCCCAAUAAUCUUCAUCAAGAUAAACAGUUGCCUGUUAAAUACUGGUCAAUGAGGCACUUGUUAUUUACAAAUUUUGAUCGCGGUAUUCUUUUGGACACAGAGAGCUUCUAUUCGGUCUGUCCGGAGGUAUUAAGUUAUCAUAUAGCAAAGCGUUGUAAAAAUAACAUAGUGUUGGAUCCUUUUUGUGGAGCUGGUGGUAAUAUUAUACAGCUAGCAAAAACAUGCAAACGAGUUAUAGGAUGUGAUAUUGAUCCAGAUAAGAUAAGAUUAGCACGGCAUAAUGCUGAGAUAUAUGGUGUUGCUCAUAAAAUUGAUUUUGUAGUUGGUGACUUUUUUCAAAUUUACCCAAAGUUAAAAGCAGAUGUAGUAUUUAUGUCACCACCAUGGGGAGGACCAGGAUAUUCAAUUGAUAAAAGCUACAGUUUAACGUCUAUGUGUGAAAAUUAUUUCGGGGGAGGUUUUGGUAUUUUUGAUAUUGUUAAAACUAUUGCGCCUAAUAUUGCAUUUCAUAUGCCGAAAACCACAAAUUUAUUAGAAUGUAUGUGGUUGGCAAAUGAUUUUGGUAAAGUGGAAAUUCAGCAGAAUAUUAUUAAUGGAAGACUGAAUUCAAUCACAGCAUUCUAUGGAGACUUUCACUAAAGUAUCUAUGGAGACUUUCACUCAAGUAACUGACAGUUGUCAGCGACUUUUGAAAAUAUUCUUUGCAGUUUUUGAUUAAUUAUGUUUGAUGAUUAGAAUAAAGUUAUUUCCAAAUUAUUUCAUUA